Messenger RNA from Stegodyphus dumicola, 589 nucleotides. RefSeq names its product cell adhesion molecule Dscam2-like. NCBI's taxonomy places the organism in Eukaryota, Metazoa, Arthropoda, Arachnida, Araneae, Eresidae. Gene Ontology annotation, molecular function: cell-cell adhesion mediator activity. Gene Ontology annotation, biological process: axon guidance; dendrite self-avoidance; homophilic cell-cell adhesion. The record is from RefSeq and is a predicted model, not a curated record. Gene Ontology annotation, cellular component: axon; plasma membrane.
UAUGUUGCUUGAAAGCUACUUUAACUAUGUUGUUAGACAUUUUUCAUGAAUAUGAUCCUCAAAGGAAAUUCAGGAAUAAAAAAGACAAAAAAAAAGAAGCUAUGCAUUACUCACAAGGCAUUAUUUGAGAAUGGACUAAAGCUUUGAUUCCUUAAAAUUUGAAGAUCCUCCAGUCGUAGCUCCAUUUAUAUUUCCACCUGGACUCAAAGAUGGCGAAAGAGGAAGUGCCACUUGUACUAUGCGUUCAGGAGACAGACCAAUCGAAUUCCAGUGGAUGAAAGAUGGCAAAGAAAUAAAAGAAACGAACACUGUUAGAAUACAAUCAGUGCAGGAUUAUUCUGUCUUACUCAUUGAAUCAGUGACAUCUGAAAGUUCUGGAAAUUAUACAUGCAUUGUGAAGAACGCAUUCGGUAGCGAUCUCUACACUGCAAGCCUUACAGUGACAGCUCCUCCAACUUGGAUUAAAGAGCCGAAAGACGUUAUUACACAAGAAGGUGAAAGCUUAACUGUAGAAUGCUCAGCAGAAGGGGUCCCUACACCAAAAAUCACAUGGACUUCAGUUAAGUUGUGUUUUAAAACAAUCUGUUAA